AUGUCAUCCCUCCCGAGCAUCGUGCUCCGUAAGCCCGUCGAGUUUACAAAAUCCCAGCAGGCGAUCUACCUCCUCCGCAAGUUAUACCGCGAAACAUCAUGUCUAUUCGAUGAAGUUGGGCGACAACAGAUAAAAAAUAGGAUUAGAGAGAGGUAUAGAGAGUGUCAGGAGGUCACGGAUGAACAGAGACGGACGAAGUAUUUGAAGGAUGCGAGGAGGGUGCUGUCGACUUUGACGAGGGCGAAUAAUGGGGAUAAAUGGCGGACCUUAAAUGUUUUGGAGCAUGCUUAUGGGAGGAGGGGGAAGAUUAGGCACCAGAUAAUGAAGCCAUUGCUUAAAGAAGUAGUGCCAGAGGCUCCUAUCAUUCCAAAUCGCGUUCGGUCAGCUACCCCGGGAACGACACCAAAACUGUCGGCAUUGUUCAAAGGCGCAGUUGGAAAAACAAUCAAAGCCAUAGAGCCCGAAAUCCCAGAGUUCUCUGUAUCGGGAAAACCGUUCUCUCUGAGUAGAACUGCCAAUAUGAAAUGGCGACACAGAUCUAUGAUCCUUAAACGAGUCGUCCCGCCGCUAGAGCCAGUCGAUUUUGAAAGACUGGAAAUGCUGGUUAUGGGUUGGAGGAAGACCAUCCCACCGAAACGAAAGUUUAUCACAAGAGAAACACGAGCAGGACCUAAGAAGCUGCGGCCGAAUAUGUAUAAUGCGAGGAUGCAGAGGAGGAUACUAAAACAUGUUCUGGAGCAAUUCCCAAUGUUGGAGUACAGACCUCAAAACGAAAAGUUUGUUGCUGUAUACUCGCCGGUGUUAACAACCAUGCUCCAUACCCCAGGUGACCCCGAGGACUUCGAGGGCGUGGAUGACAAGGGAGAGCCAGAAGGGACAAUAUUAAACCCAAAUAAGAAGUUAUCUGGGAAGUCGGCUGCGAAGAGGAGGAAAGCAAAAGGGAAAGCUACGGCGUUUUCCGGUUGGUUGGAUAAAAAGAAGGAAGAAGGAAAGGUUCCAGAAAAUUUUAUUGGAAGUUGA
This is a messenger RNA of Orbilia oligospora ATCC 24927, 1020 nucleotides long. RefSeq lists its product as uncharacterized. The transcript is spliced from 2 exons. NCBI's taxonomy places the organism in Eukaryota, Fungi, Ascomycota, Orbiliomycetes, Orbiliales, Orbiliaceae. The coding region runs from base 1 to 1020 and encodes 339 amino acids. The record is from RefSeq and is a predicted model, not a curated record.